Prorocentrum cordatum is the source of this 2429-nucleotide messenger RNA. The record is from the annotation of a GenBank genome assembly. Lineage: Eukaryota; Dinophyceae; Prorocentrales; Prorocentraceae.
AGUCAUUUUGGCUCAAGCCCUAGCCGUUUGGGCUCGAGCCGUCGUCGUUGAGACCAUCUCUUGGUUGGAUUGCCGUCGCGGCACAAAGGGGCGCUUGUCAGACUUGUGACGGGGUCGGGCAUGGUGAGAAAUGCUUCACACCAGGAAGAAUGGAUCGGCACAGAAAUAGGCCUUUCAUGGUACACGCUGAAGUUUCGAGAUCGGCAUGACGAACUAGGCUACUCGAAAUAUUGCGCACCACGGCUGAACAGAAACCUAUUCAUCGCCGUAUGCCUUGAGAUGUUUAUCAUCAUCGGGACACUGUGGCGUGUUCUGGCAGACAAUGUUGGCUCGCUGGCUGAACCUACAUGGCUCGUGCGGUUUAGGGUAUGGUUUUUGGCUACGCUCUUCGUUUCGACUGUCUGCUACAUUGUCGUAUACUUCGUGCCGCGGCUCAACAAUCGUAUGGGCAGCUUUGCUCGUGAGUCGUACUGCGUGGCCAUGGGCAUCGUGACCAUCGUCUACGCUGCCAGCUCAGGGAAGUUCUAUAUUUCACUGCUUUUGCAGACUAGCCUCGAUGAUGCUGACUUCAUAAGGUCAUCGAACAACCAGAACCACAUGUUGAUGACUAUCCUGUGGCUGUCAGGCACUCACUUGAUGGUGCCUGUGCGAUGGUACGUGCUGGUCCCACUGGAGCUCGUGUCCAUGUUCUGGUGGCCCUUGUGGGAAGUAUUCUCGCACUCCUGGAAUCAGGGAUCUUUUUCCAUAGGAAAUCAUUCUGGCUGGUAUGGAAUGGUCCCGUGGUGCGUGAUGAGCAUCUUCUUCGCCCUGGGAAAGCGCCACACCGAGUGCGCAGAGCGCUACCUCUUCAAGAAGUACCUUUCGGAGAAAUCACUCCGCGUGAUUACGGAAUUCAAGCUAUCUUCUCAGUUGGCGAGCAAGAAGGGGGCUCCGUCAGAAGUCUCGAGCCAAGCCAUUUUUGCAAACCUUGGCUUGAAUGGACAACUCAAAGAGAAGGUCGACAACAUUGUAGCUCUGGGUCGAAAGGAACGCUGGGUCCUCGACUCCGGCGUCACGAUCGAGCAUGACAGGGUCAUUGGCACGGGCGGCUUCGGUAAGGUCUGCCUGGCGCAUUUGCAUGGCACGCCCGCAGUCGUGAAGAUGCCCCUCGCUCCUAUGUGUGAAUGGAUAGGCAUCGGGGCGUCCCACUUGCACGCGCUUUCAAAUGAAAUUCGUUUGCUCCGUCGCCUGCGCCAUCCAAAUAUAGUCCUAUUCCAUGGUGCCAUUUUCAUCGACCACAACACAUGCUUCGGCCUCGUGCUGGAGUUCGUGGACGGGGUGAGUCUCAACUCGUGCGUGACCAGUCUUUCGGAAGCGUGUUGUCUCAAGCUCUGCUUGGACUUCAGCCGAGCACUUCAGUAUUUGCACGCCCAGGAUCCACCUAUCAUUCACGGCGAUUUGAAGCCAAGCAAUUUGAUGAUCCUUGAUGUCGGUUGGAAGCCGCGACUCAAACUCAUAGAUUUCGGCCUGGCCCGGUUGAUUACUCCUACUGCGUUACCUGGAGGAGGCACGGCAGAGUGGAUGCCUCCGGAGCAGGUGCUGGAUUCACGCGUGCAGCUUGCGCAUCUCAUGGACAUCUUCGCCUUUGGUGCGAUUGCUUACUUCAUGGAGCACGGUUUGUCACCGAUGCAGGGUAUCUCGUCCAAGAGCGAAGUGUUGCAGGAUCCCAAGGGCACAUUGGCCUGGCCGAGCUCUGAAAGAUCUUUUCUGGCAGAUCGAGCACGCCACAUAGUGCAUUCCUGUCUCGCCGUGAGCCCCGGAAUGCGGCCCGAAUCGAUCGAUGACGUGCGGCACUCGCUCCAAGAAGUUGUUGAGCUUAGCACUUCUGUCAGCGGAAACACUCGGCGGCGAUCACCAAUUACAGGAGAUUCCUCAUCACCAGAGUCUACUUUCAAUACACGAGUGAGUCCUUCUGAAUUGCCAGAUUCACCUCAGUGUGACAGCUUCGGGCCAAAUCUGUCAUCAUGCGAGGGAGACGCGUGUCACCCGCUCCAGAUCUAGUCUUUUUUGUCAUUGUAAUUAUCGUGGAUUGCCUGAGGAUGCAGCCCCCUUGCGCCAAGCCACAGAUAGCCUCAUACGUUUCAGAAGUGUGCUGUCAGGUCGAUCAUCGAGGAACCUGGCGCCGCCUCAACUGCAGGAGCUUUGCGGCUCCCUCAAGCGCUACUUGACUACAUCUACACGAGGGCGAAUCUGUGAACGGCACGGCGAGUGAAGUCGCGUCCGGGCUCCACAGAGCAACUUGGUACACUAAGUUUUCUGCUUUCUGGGACCAGCUCGCAACGAGUAGGUCCAAGAGACCGCUGGAAUGACAGAGUGCCGCAGCAAUGUAAAUGUAUACCGUUUUGCAGUCACCCUCGGACGCCCCAGUGCGUUUUGAUCAAUCCAAUUUU